Ramularia collo-cygni is the source of this 1545-nucleotide messenger RNA. RefSeq lists its product as uncharacterized. The record is from RefSeq and is a predicted model, not a curated record. The transcript is spliced from 6 exons. Bases 1 to 1545 code for a protein of 514 amino acids. Lineage: Eukaryota; Fungi; Ascomycota; Dothideomycetes; Mycosphaerellales; Mycosphaerellaceae.
AUGGAGCUCCAAAGCAUUCCGGCGAGAAGCGGCACGGCUACUUUUCUACCGGCUGGAAAAUGUAUCAAAAUCGUCAAUACUUCUGGUACACAGGUGAUCGAUACCUGGGCUUUUGCGUUACCAAAACCGGAUCCGAAGCAGGGCGGCACAGAGUCAGAAGUCGAGAAAGAGGAGUUGCCGAAGCAGAAUGCCCCACAAACACCCAAGAAGAAUGCGAAGAGGACUUCGGAGUUACCUUCUCAGGAGGAAGCUGAAGAGGCUACUCGGAAAGGACUAGCUCAAGGAGAAAAAAGUGCUGAAGAUUCUUCGAAGCAACGGACGUCGUGGAGCGGGUAUCUUCCGAGCGUUCCGAGCGUUCCUUCCUUGGGGUUUGGGAAGGGCAAGAUUGAUGGGGAUGCGGCCGCGAGCAAAGAUGAGCAAGCAAAGGACUCCAAGACUUGGUCGUCUUAUUUCGCUGCUGGGAAGGGGUUCUCCUCGUAUAUACCACAACAGGCUUCUGACACUGUUACUCAAUUUGCUGGAUAUCACGCUCGGGACAAUAAUAAGACAUACAUGCAGCAAUUGCAGGACUUCUCGAAGACGCCAGUGGGAGCUGCAGGCAUGGCAGCUAUUACAGGCUCUGGCUAUGGAAGCUCGCUGUAUGCAGGAUACUCGGCAUGGAAUUUGAAGCAUGCGAACAACGCUCCGGCUAUGGAAUUGCUCUCAGUGUCGCACUCCCGCGCAAGUACUUUGCAUUUGAUUCCGCAGGUCCAUGACACGCUUGUGACCAACCUGCGUGAACCGAUUCUUACGCUCGUAGAAGACACUUCCCCUGGAACUCACGACACCUUGAUACCUGCCUGUGAUCCCAACCAAUAUAAGCAACUUGGUGCGCCUGACUGGGAAAAGCAUGGCUCCUGUGCCGAGAACUUGGUCCUCGCCCUCAAAGAGCUAAAUGAACGAGCGGGUCUCAAAGGCGCCAAGGGAGUCGGCGCAGAUGUCUCAGUCAACACCGUUCCGGCUCCUCUGAAUCUGUUCAUGAAUGUUCCUUGGGAGAAGGAAGGUGAGCUGAAAUUUGGGAAGCCCAAAUCCAAGCCUGGCGACUAUGUGCGUUUCUUUGCGGAGAGAGAUGUCGUUGUUGUCAUGUCUGCGUGCCCACAAGACAUAACGGGAAUCAACGGUGAAGAGAUCAAGGAUGCACACUUCAUCGUCGAGGACGCGGAAGAGGCAGCGAAGGCUUUCAGGAGAAUGCCGCCGACGAACAAGUCGACGCCACGGAAAGCAGGCUCUGAUCCGGCCAGGAAGAAAGCUCCUGUCGCGCCUCAGCAAGCGUCGGAAUCACAAGCACCACAGCCUGCAAAAGCCACGCCCUCUCGACCGAUUAGGAAAAGGUCGACACAGUCUGCCUCGGAGAAGGCUACACAGCCGGCUACAACCUCGCGACCCCAAAAGAAGCCAAUUCCACCAUCUGCAGCGGUUCCUACCAACGGAGAAGCUGCUGCGCCCAAAGAGAGGAAGAAGCCUCGGAAGCUGAAUGUUAGGCAAAAAGGGACAGCAGAGAAUUGA